Molecule: messenger RNA, 1275 nt
Organism: Lactuca saligna
Lineage: Eukaryota; Viridiplantae; Streptophyta; Magnoliopsida; Asterales; Asteraceae
Source: the annotation of a GenBank genome assembly
CAUAACAAUACUAUAGCCUGCUUUUAUCUACUUCAUUGAUCCAUCUCACAAAAGAAGGUUCUUUUAGCUCCAAUCCAAUCCUCAGCCGCAGAUAACAAAAUUAGCAUAAUAUUCUUCCUUCUGCGUGUUAUUCGCUAUUUGACCACCACGAUAACGCGUAGUGAUCACACAACAAUCGAUCAAAAAGCCCCGAAAGGAAACCCAAAAUCCUUGUACACAAAGCAAACGCACAAGUUUUUGUUAGCAAGAACGAGAAGUUGUUUAUAGGGUUUAUUGGAUUUUUCUUUUUCGAUCGUUAAUUUCACCAUGAGUUUCCUAUUCGGCAAGAAGAAAACACCCGCUGAGCUCCUACGGGAGAACAAGAGAAUGCUUGAUAAAUCCAUAAGAGAAAUCGAAAGAGAAAGACAAGGUUUGCAGACACAAGAGAAGAAACUGAUUGUUGAAAUCAAGAAAAGUGCCAAACAAGGUCAAAUGGGAGCUGUGAAAGUGAUGGCUAAAGACCUUAUAAGAACACGACACCAAAUUGAAAAGUUUUACAAGCUUAAAUCCCAGUUGCAGGGUGUAUCCCUAAGAAUUCAGACAUUGAAGUCAACACAAGCAAUGGGUGAAGCGAUGAAAGGAGUGACAAAAGCAAUGGGACAAAUGAACAGACAAAUGAACCUUCCAUCAUUGCAGAAAAUAAUGCAAGAAUUUGAGAGACAAAAUGAGAAAAUGGAAAUGGUAAGUGAAGUCAUGGGUGAUGCCAUUGAUGAUGCUUUGGAAGGUGAUGAGGAAGAAGAUGAAACCGAAGAGCUCGUGAGCCAGGUUUUAGAUGAAAUUGGUAUCGAUAUUAAUCAAGAGUUGAUGAAUGCACCUUCGGGGGCGGUGUCGGUCCCGGCGGCAAAGACGAAGGUGGCGCAGGCGGAAGCACCUGCGGGGGCGGGUGAUGAUGGUGGGAUUGAUAGUGAUUUACAGGCGAGGUCGCCACCCUCUAUUGGCCUACGGUCGCCCUCCUUUAUCAGACCACCGUCACCGUCUUGUACCGACGCCUCACAAACUAGACAUAAAGCAUCCUCUUUCUCUACAUACAGACAAUGUUGCCGAAGAAGCGAACAUGAGGCAGACACAAGAUCGUCGACGCCCUCAGCACCGUUGAUGGCUCGAUUUAUGUUUGAUUUUUUCCCACCAGCUCAUGUACCAGGCAAGAAGCAGCCUCUUUCUCUACGCCCUGACAACGUUGCCGGAGAAGCAGGCAUGAAGCAGUCUCUCGAACCAAACAUGACAAGACAAACUUGA